GUUUAGUGUAAAAAAAAAAUACAGAAUUAUAUAGGCAUCGAUAUGCACCUUUUUGCUACGCAGUGCAACUUUUGAUUGCAUUUUCAUCGCUCAACUCUAAAAUGAGUUCUCACGGAAAAGCAGAAACCGACAGACUCAGGAAGAACUUAGAGGAACAAUUGGAUCGGCUCGUGCAGCAAUUAGAAGAUUUGGAAGAUUGCAGGGUUAAUGAAACUCUAGACGAAACGGAUUAUCAGGAAUGUAAGGAAGACACUAUGGAACAACUUCGCGAGUUUAAUGAGAGCUUACAAAGAAUGAUAUCUGGGAAUAUGACUUUAGUCGAUGAACUUGGAGCAAUGCAAUUAGCAACUCAAGCUGCCAUCAGUGCCGCCUUUCAAACACCAGCCGUGAUAAGAAUGUUCGGUAAGCGAGAACCUACCGGACUAAAGGAACGUCUCUCACAAAUUGAUCGAGAUGUAAAAUUAGGAAAACUUAACAAAGAAGCUGCUGAUCGCCAACGAGGAGAAAUAUUAAGUGCUUUGAGACAACUUGGAGAAAAAUUAGAACCGUCUGAGUUACAGUUGUUAGAACGAUUAUCUUUAAAUAAUAUAGAUACCACCAGGUAUGUGCAAGUUACUGAAACAGUGGGAAAGGGUAAAAUGGCUCUAGAUGUAGUUGGCAAGGAAGUUAAAGCUACACAAGAUACUUGA
Cyphomyrmex costatus is the source of this 689-nucleotide messenger RNA. RefSeq names its product protein LZIC. Lineage: Eukaryota; Metazoa; Arthropoda; Insecta; Hymenoptera; Formicidae. Bases 102 to 689 code for a protein of 195 amino acids. The record is from RefSeq and is a predicted model, not a curated record. Gene Ontology annotation, molecular function: beta-catenin binding. The transcript is spliced from 4 exons.